GAGCUCAGGUCGGAUUUCCUCCCAGGCUGGCGAUCGGCGGGGCUCCCACCUUGUCUUAGAGCUCGCCGCCGCCGCCCUGCCCCGCGCCUUCCGGACCCCGGGACCGACCAUGAUGUGGAAACGCUGGCUCGCGCUCGCGCUGGUGGCCGUCGCCUGGGUCCACGCCGAGGAAGAACUGAGGAGCAAAUCCAAAAUUUGUGCCAACGUAUUUUGUGGAGCUGGCCGGGAAUGUGCAGUCACUGAGAAGGGAGAGCCUACCUGUCUCUGCAUCGAGCAAUGCAAACCUCACAAGAGGCCCGUGUGUGGCAGUAACGGCAAGACCUACCUCAACCACUGUGAGCUGCACCGAGAUGCCUGCCUCACUGGGUCCAAAAUCCAGGUUGAUUACGACGGACACUGCAAAGAGAAGAAACUUGUGAGUCCAUCUGCCAGCCCGGUCGUAUGCUAUCAGGCCAACCGCGAUGAGCUGCGGCGUCGCAUCAUCCAGUGGCUGGAGGCAGAGAUCAUUCCAGACGGCUGGUUCUCCAAAGGCAGCAACUACAGCGAGGUCCUCGACAAGUACUUCAAGAACUUCGAUGAUGGUGACUCACGCUUGGACUCCAGUGAAUUCCUGAAAUUUGUGGAGCAGAAUGAAACCGCCAUCAACAUCACCACCUAUGCAGACAAGGAGAACAACAAGCUGCUUAGAGGCCUCUGUGUCGACGCGCUCAUCGAACUGUCUGAUGAAAAUGCUGACUGGAAACUCAGCUUCCAGGAGUUCCUCACAUGCCUCAACCCAUCCUUCAACCCUCCUGAAAAAAAGUGUGCGCUGGAGGAUGAGACCUAUGCGGAUGGAGCCGAGACCGAGGUGGACUGUAACCGCUGUGUCUGUGCCUGUGGGAACUGGGUCUGCACGGCCAUGACCUGUGACGGAAAGCAUCAGAAGGGGCCGCAGGUGCAGGAGGAGGAGGAGAUGACCAGAUACGUCCAGGAGCUCCAGAAGCACCAGGAGACAGCUGAGAAGACCAAGAGGGUGAGCACCAAAGAGAUCUAAGGGGGAGGCGCCAGGAACGGUGUCUGGACCACACCUUCUCUGCCACUUCAGCGCUGAGUCCAGGACACACGAGGGUCUGCUACAAUCGCUGAAUCACCAGUAUUUGCUUGUAUAGCAAUGACUUUUAUUUUGUUUAUGUGUUUUGCAAUAAAGGAAAUGGGGGUGGCUGGCUAGGAGGGGAAGGGUCAUAGCCUUCAUUUUUGGAGUGGUUUGGAGGAAGCUGUAAACGAUGCCCUGGGGCUGGAGGCAGGUCAGGAAAAUGCAUCAGAGUUGGGAGAAGAGCAGAGCCAGAUCUGAAGCCUUUCCGAGGCUGCAGGGAUGGCCUGCAAGGCCAGGCCAGAGAACUCAGCAGGCUGUCCCUGGAGGAGGGCUCUGGGAGGCUCAACAGGGAGGAACGCCUUCUGCUUCUGGCCCCUUCCAGUUGCACCAACAUCUGUCCUUCCCUUCUUGGUCCCAGCCGCUGCCUGGACCUCCACAGCCAUCCUGCUGGUUGCCCAGUGUCCCACAGGCUUGGAUGGAGUUGCCGGGAGGGUGUGCUCACAUGAUGGAGAUACUUGUCUACUUCAAGCCCCUUAGAGACCUAACCAAAUUUUUAAAAUACUUUUUACCAAAGGUGCUAUUUUUCUGUAAAACACUUUUUGUUGGCACGUUGACUUCAUUCUUCAAGUAUUAUCAUUAUGUUAUUGUUGUUUUUUUAAUAUUUUAUUUUCUUGGCUAGAUAUCGAGCUUUUGUAAUUAUUUUUCAGUAGUCCUACCAUUUCAAUGGUGAAAGGAGUUCUAUAAUCCAGAGCUUCCCAACCCUGCUCACUAGACCCAGUCCAGAGCCGGCCCCCCUGACUUCGAGCAGAUCAGCCACAUUUUAGGGGAGCAGGGAGUGCCUUGGACAGAAGCCAGGGGAGGAACAUGCAUCUUCAUUUAUAAAGCUUUCAGGAUCCAAAAACUUCCAUUUGUUUUCAUUUAUUCUGAGAGGUUCAGGCAAACCAGUAUUCCACAGCAUGGUGACAAACGCACCUGCCAAAUGAGCUCAUGGAGGACCUCUCGGAGCUGUGGCUCUGGCCCUGCCUCCCAGUUCAGGCCCUCGGGCUGCUCAGUGCAUGCAUUCACCUUUGGAUUUGAGAAAUCGUAAGCUCUGUGUGGUUCUGGUCAUUGGUGCAGGGGAAGACAGGUCCCCAUGCUUUUCCUUCUUUUCCUUACGGUAAAUGAAACCUUGUUGUUAGGACAUCAGAGGUCAGACAACCAAAGCCAGGAUGACCAACUCUGAGCUCACUGUCAAUGUUCCUGCAGGUGGGGCUCUGAUGCGGAGCCUUUGCUGGCCCAGGAAGAGAGUGGCAAAGAGAAGCACCCUACUCAGUCUCCAGCUUUGCAUUUCCUGUUUAACCUGAGUGGGAAACAAACGGCCUUUCCCCUUAGAGAUGAGGACAAAAGAAGGUUUCAGAUUCAAGGGAGCUAAAACACGGAGACUGAAUCUUAAAACUGUCACUUGGGAAAAGCCGGCCAUUCCAGUCAGCCCUGAGUCUUUUAGCCUCUCUGAUUAUUAGCUCGCUAUCAUGAUUAGGAGGCAUGUGGAAUAACAGAUUAAAAACUUGACGUAAGAGCUCACUGGCAAAGAAGCAGACUGCAGACCAUCAGCGGGGCAUUGAGCUUGGGCUGCCUAGGCAACGCUGAGAAACUCUCUCGUGCCGGAAAUGGAAUUCCUUUUAAAUAGUUUUCCUUGUUCUCAUUUGCAAGGAGAAAACUCCCUGCACUUGGUUUAGAAUUCUGACCUUUUCUGUAUCGUGCCACUUAAAAUCUCUCUUGGCACCCCACUUUGCAGUCUGAAAUGCAGCUCCCUGUCCCAGUGCCUUGGAACACUCCCAGCAGCACGCCUUAAUCAAAAGUUUUGCCAGCCCUUAGACGCUAUAAGAGAGGGCAGGGGGACCAGUUUGGUGAAAGCAAGCAGCACGGUGUCCCUUGGCCAUCUCAGCAGCAUUCAGUGUCUGUUCACAUUGAGAACAGCCGUUACCACCCAAAGCUCCGGCCCACCCUGCAGCAUUGAAUUCCCCAGAGCAAAUCCACAUUCCUCUUGAGUUCUGCUGCUUCUGUGUAAUUAGGGCAGCUGUGGUCUGCACUGUAGAUUCACAUGAUCUGAGAACCACUCGUGGAAAGCUGCUCCCUAGCCUAGUUUGGGAAGUCUUGCAUGGAGCAAACAGACAGGAUUAAAUCAGGUUCAGUUCCCUCAGCCCUGUGAAAGCACAGGGCAGAGACGGCCAGUCCCCUUGGGCUCUCUCCGUGUGUGUGGUUUUAUAAACAUGACGGCAUUGAGAUCCGUGUCCAUGGAAACCUGCCCAUGUGCUGUGACCCUGGACUCUUACAUCAUUGUCUCUGGCAAGCGAGGCUCCCCCACCUGCUACAAAGCCCGUGUGAGCCAAUCUGAAUGUCCUUCCUUUACACCCAUGUUCUUCAAUAGUCCAACUUCAGGAAACAAUUUGAACAGGGUUCUAUUGCCUGUGUGUUUGUGAAAACGUAUUUGUAUUUAGUAUGCUUCCAUAUUGCAUUUAACUUGUUCUUGUAACUCCUGAUUCUUUUUGUUACUAUUGAUAAAUAAAGAAAUUAAAAUAAUA
Lepus europaeus (European hare) is the source of this 3633-nucleotide messenger RNA. RefSeq names its product follistatin like 1 (gene FSTL1). The record is from RefSeq and is a predicted model, not a curated record. The coding region runs from base 110 to 1033 and encodes 307 amino acids. Lineage: Eukaryota; Metazoa; Chordata; Mammalia; Lagomorpha; Leporidae. The transcript has 11 exons. Gene Ontology annotation, biological process: regulation of BMP signaling pathway; multicellular organism development; cell differentiation. Gene Ontology annotation, molecular function: protein binding.